Molecule: messenger RNA, 3540 nt
Organism: Wallemia ichthyophaga EXF-994
Lineage: Eukaryota; Fungi; Basidiomycota; Wallemiomycetes; Wallemiales; Wallemiaceae
Product: putative DNA-directed RNA polymerase I subunit RPA2
Exons: 4
Coding region: 1-3540 (1179 amino acids)
Biological process (GO): DNA-templated transcription
Cellular component (GO): nucleus; RNA polymerase I complex
Molecular function (GO): DNA binding; ribonucleoside binding; DNA-directed RNA polymerase activity
Source: RefSeq, a predicted model, not a curated record
AUGUCGUUUCACACGCUCGAGAGGGAAAAGAAAUUCACAAAUCCCUCGGCGAAAGGGAAUAAUUAUCCAAUUCUGCAGGAGCUGGUAAAGCCUCACGUAGACAGCUUCAAUAUGCUCUUCAAGGAUUCAAAUGGCGAUGAAGGACUGCUCGAUAAAGCUCUUAGAGAUAUUCCUUCUAGAGUUGUCAUCGAUGAUAAACACAGGCUUGAAUUGACUUAUAAGCAAUUAAACAUUGCCAAACCUAUGGUACUCGAUAAAGAUAAGAAUUCUUUAGAUAGACGAGUUUUCCCAUUCGAGGCAAGAGAGAGACUCACAACCUACAAAUCACGUAUGAGCGUUAAAAUUCAACUCAAGGUUGAUGGUCAAGUAAAGACAGAGUUCAUUAGAGAGUGCGGAUCAGUUCCUGUCAUGGUUAGAUCAGAAAGAUGCAAUUUGCAGAAAAUGUCCUCAGCAGAAUUAGUAGCAAAGCACGAAGAAUCAGAUGAAAUGGGCGGUUAUUUCAUUAUUAACGGUAAUGAAAAGUUAAUGAGAUUGCUCGUCGUUCCGAGAAGACAUUACGUAACUUCAAUCAUUAGACCUAGUUUCGCUAAUAGAGGCCCAACAUACACCGAAUUUGGUGUACAGAUUCGUUGCGUUAGACCUGAUCAAACUUCAACAACAAAUACUAUGCAUUAUCUCAGUAAUGGUGGCGCUACUCUCAGAUUUGCAUGGAGAAAGAACGAAUACAUGAUUCCAGUUAUCAUGGUCAUGAAAGCACUCAGCUCUGCUUCUGAUAGGGAUAUUUUUGAAGGAAUCAUUCAAAAAGACUACGAUAACACUUUCUUGACUGAUCGUGUUGAACUUUUGUUAAGAGGAUUCAAGCCAUUCAGACUAUACACCAAAGAUCAAUGCUUGUUCUACUUAGGAUCUAAGUUUAGAGUCGUAUUGGGCUGUCCAGAUGAUUGGUCCGAUAUUCAAGUUGGUCAACACCUCAUUGAGAGAUGUAUCCUCGUCCACCUUAAAACACCUGAAGACAAGUAUAGAAUGUUGCUUUUCAUGCUACAAAAGCUCUACUCCCUAGUCAGUGGUGAAAGUUGCGCAGAUAAUCCAGAUUCCCCUCAACUACACGAAGUACUCAUGCCUGGCUUUUUGUAUGGUCAAAUAAUAAAGGAGAAGUUGGAUGAGUGUUUAAUAGCUGCCUCUGCUCAGAUUAGACAAGACCUCAGACGACAAGUUAGCUCGACCAAUUUAAGCGACGACAAGUAUGUCAACAAAGUCAUACAGAGAACGAACUUUGAUAUUGGACAAAAACUUAAUUACUUUUUAGCUACUGGUAAUCUUGUUUCACCAUCUGGUUUAGAUUUACAACAAGCUACUGGUUUCACAAUCAUGGCUGAAAAGCUCAACUUCUACAGAUAUCUCUCACACUUUAGAUGUAUACAUAGAGGUGCUUUCUUUGCUGAAUUAAAGACAACAGCUGUUAGAAAGCUCCUUCCUGAGGCUUGGGGAUUCUUGUGUCCAGUACACACACCAGAUGGUGCUCCAUGUGGUCUUCUUAACCAUCUUUCCAGAUCGUGUAAAGUUACAACCGAAAACCUGGAAGAAAGUGCAUCUAAAAUCCCAGCACUGCUCUCAGGUUUGGGUAUGAUUCAGCCAUUUAUAUUCACAGUUGAUAGAAGAACACACGUCGCUAUACAUCUUGACGGUAGAGUGAUUGGAUGGGCCAACACUUCAGACGUCAAGCACAUGGCAGAGGCCCUGCGUAUCUGGAAGACUGAAGGAUUACAUGACGUGCCGUUGAAUAUGGAAAUUGGUUUAGUACCAUCGUCUAAAGGAGGUCAAUAUCCAGGUCUCUACCUGUUCACCUCAAGAGCUAGAAUGAUGAGACCGGUUAAGUACCUUGCCAACGGUAAAUUAGAUCACUUGGGUUCAUUCGAACAGGUUUACAUGGACGUCGCUUGUGUUCCAAAAGAGAUUGAGAAGGGAAUAUCUACACAUGUUGAAUUUACACCAACGAACGUUUUAUCGGUUGUCGCAAAUAUGACACCGUUCUCCGAUUUCAAUCAAUCACCAAGAAACAUGUACCAAUGCCAGAUGGCUAAGCAAACAAUGGGUACACCUUCAACAGCUAUAAUGAGAAGAACGGAUAACAAGUUAUAUAGAAUUCAAAACGGUCAAUCACCAAUCGUUAGGCCAAACCUGCACAACAAUUACGGUAUGGAUAAUUUCCCUCAAGGUGCUAAUGCAAUUGUUGCCGUAUUGUCGUAUACCGGUUACGAUAUGGAGGAUGCUAUGAUAAUCAAUAAGUCAGCACAUGAAAGAGGAUUUGGUUAUGGUACAGUGUACAAAUCUCAAAUUGUGGAUCUCCGUGAGAUGAGAGGAGCAAACAAAUCAAAGUCAACACCAAGUCUGCACUUUGGUUUGGGUGCUGACGCAAAGAGGGAAUGGAGAGAAACGCUUGACGACGAUGGUAUAGUGCCAUCCGGCGUCAAAGUAACUUCCGGCGAUCCAAUUUGCGCGUACAUAGAUGAAACCACACAGAGAACAAUGGUUGAGAAAUAUAAAGGAGAUGAAGAUGCCUACAUUGACGAAAUUCGUUUGCUGGGUUCAGACGGUGGUGACUCUGAGUUGCAAAAGAUUCACUUUAAGAUCCGUAUACCUAGAUCACCUGUUGUUGGUGAUAAGUUCAGUUCUAGACAUGGACAAAAGGGUGUUAUGUCACAGAGAUGGAAGAAGAUUGACCUGCCAUUCUCAGAAUCAGGUUUGCAGCCAGACGUUAUCAUUAAUCCUCACGCUUUCCCAUCUAGAAUGACCAUUGGUAUGUUUGUAGAGUCCAUCGCAGGUAAGGCUGGUGCAUUGCACGGUUUGGCGCAGGAUGGUACGCCAUUUAACUUCAACGAAAGCGAUACGCCUGUCGAGUACUUUGGUGAUCAGCUGAAGGCUGCUGGGUACAAUUAUCACGGAAACGAACCAAUGUAUUCCGGUGUAACUGGUGAAGAAUUCCCUGCUGAUAUAUAUCUUGGAUGUGUUUACUACCAAAGAUUGAGACACAUGGUUAAUGACAAGUAUCAAGUUAGAACGCUCGGGCCGGUUGAUCAGCUCACACGUCAGCCAAUUAAGGGACGUAAGCGUCACGGUGGUAUUAGAUUGGGAGAAAUGGAGAGAGAUGCGCUUAUUGCUCAUGGUACAUCUUUCUUGCUGCAAGACAGAUUGAUGAAUUGCUCCGACUACUCAACAGCAUGGGUAUGCAGAGACUGCGGUAGUUUAAUUUCACUAGGAUACACGGAUGAGAGAGACACAAGAGCGUCACAACUUCCUCAAGGACCAACUGGAGAGUAUUGUCGCGUAUGUCGUCAAGCUCAACAGGAGGAGGACAAGGGAGAAAUGGAUGGCGAGGCAACUCAAGUGAAGAGAAAAAGUGAUAUCAUACUGCCAUUGUCGAAGGAGUUGAACAUUGGCAAAGGUGGUAACAUGGACGUAGUAGCAGUUCCAUACGUGUUGAGGUAUCUAGCGUCGGAACUUGCAUGUAUGGGUAUUAGAAUGUCAAUAGAGCUUUCUUGA